AUGUUAGCCAUUGCAAAUCGCAGAGGGCGUAACAAACUGAUUGUUUUAAAACUAAUUUCAGAAUAUUUCAGAACGUGAGACUCGUUUCAUAUAAUGUCCAUUUUGUCUUUAGUUAAUGCUCAUUACCUAAAAAGCAUAAAAUAAAAAUUAUACAAAAAUAUCUUAUUUCUAACAUUGCCUAGGGAAUAAAUAUUAUAUUGUAAAUAAAUAGAAAUAUUCGUCAUGAAUAACCCAACAUUCUUAGAUAUAGAUGAUACAAUAUUAAUGAAAAACCUAAUAUUACCUGUAAGUAACGAUAAUUUUUGAAUUUUAUAUUGAAAUCAAUAUCCGUAGUAUUCAAAUCUUUUAUUUUCAUAGGGAAAUACACCAAAAAAUGAUAUGUUAAUAGAACAAUCUGAUUUUAAACCUUUCUUUACUAUUCAACCUAUACCAGGUAAUUUCUGUUAUUAAUAUUAAUAAAAUUAACAACAUUCAUCAAAUAUAUAAUUUCUAUAUGUAUAUUCUAGGUAUAUGUAUAAAAACAAAAAAUGAUAAUGGAGAAAAAAUAUUCUUAAAUAUAUGUACAUCUGACAAAAUACCAUCACCUGAUGAUAUAUCAGAUGCAAAACUUUUUGAAAUAUUGUCACAAGAAAAUCCAGAAUUUGUCAUACCUAUGAGUAUUGGAAGUGAAAGAUUUGAAACUGAUAAAGGUGGAUCUCUUUGUUUGACAUAUGAUAUUGUUAUUAAUACAACAUAUUUUAAGAAAUGCCAGACAAACAAAAAUUUUUUACUUUUCACAAUAUCAGUUAUAAUGGAUGGUGUAUCAAACAAAUUUGAUAAAACAUUAAAAAUAGAAGAUCAUGUAAUUCUUAAAAAUAGAAAAGUUUUAGGAAAAUUACAACAACACAGAAUUGAAGAUCGUAAGCCAAGAACUUACACACAAACUGAGAAACAAUUAAUUGAAGAAAUUAAAACUCAAGAUAUUCAUGAGAAAGAAAAUAAAAAUAAAUUAGAAAAUGUUUCUUCAGAUACUGUUGUUAAUUUAAAACAGGAUUAUGUAUUACUGAAAUGUUUAAAAGAAACAUCUAUACAUUUGAUUGGUUUAUUUCAAAUACCUAAUGGAAUUACAAAAGAAGAGAUAGAAGUACUUCUUAAUCAGGAUCGUAUUGUAAUUACUAUUGAUAAAACUGAUCUCACAUAUGAUUUAUCAGUUCCAUACAUCAUAAAUAUAGCACAAACAAAAUGUGUCCUAGACAACAAUUACAGAGUAAGAACAUUAAUUUAUUAUAAUUAAAUUUUUUUAUAAUAUUAUAAAACAUACAAUUUAUUUAUAUUUUUCACAGGUAUUAAGAUUAGAUAUGCCUGUAGAAACAGUUUUAGAAAACAUUAAAACAAGUUAAUUUAAUCAAUUAUUUUAUUAUAACAAAAAACAAUUUAACAUUUAUUUAUAUUGUAAAAAAGUAAAAUAUAAAUUUUAUUAUUAAUUACUUCAAUCUACUUCUCUUACCAACAAAACUAGAAUUUUAAUAUAAUAAACAAUAUAGGUAGGUUAACAAGAUUUGUUGAUAUCUAA
Heterotrigona itama is the source of this 1552-nucleotide messenger RNA. The record is from the annotation of a GenBank genome assembly. Lineage: Eukaryota; Metazoa; Arthropoda; Insecta; Hymenoptera; Apidae.